This is a messenger RNA of Ceraceosorus bombacis, 1212 nucleotides long. Lineage: Eukaryota; Fungi; Basidiomycota; Exobasidiomycetes; Ceraceosorales; Ceraceosoraceae. The record is from the annotation of a GenBank genome assembly.
CCGCCGAUGCGUGCGAGAUCUAACGCCUCUUGCGAGACAUGGAAUGUAAGAUGACUGUAGCUGGCGCUGUCCUGGCAGCUACAGCUGUAGGACUUGCUGAUCAGGGAAGCGGACGCGCGAAGUGCUGAGCACACACCCACGCCUGUGGCGCGUCGUUGCCAGGGCGGCGAAUGUGAAUCUCGUGCUUUGGUAUGGCCAGAGCACCUAGACAGGGCUAGCUAGCUGCUGCACAAGCUCUUCCGGACGCCUCCAAGUGAUGCUCGGAACGAAAAGACGCAAUCAAAGAAUGUCCAUGCAGCUGCUGGGGGUUGGUGCAGGCAGCGCGAUGGGUGCGAUCUGUGAGCGCGCGCACAGACCCUUGCUGAUGCCCGACGCUCAAGUCACGACUCGAACACCGUCGGGGUAUUGUGCUCGACAGCAGCUAGCUUACAGCUUGGAUGACGUGGAUGCCGUCUGAUGAGGCAAGAGUUCGACCAUGCUGGCAGGAUGAUGAAGAAGGGAGCGAUCGAGAUACCAAUGAAGGCUUGUGAGGGCGGAUGGAUGAUCAGUGGGGCAAGAGAACAGUGCCGCUUGCUAGCUGUCAGAGGCGCGGCGGAGAAGAGCUGGAUAAGGAGGUGGACAGGAGCGACUAAUAGACCCAGCACGACUAUAUCGCGGUAAACAUGCAUCCACAAUCUCCUGAGACAAGUGCGAAUCCAGGGAUUGAGUUGUGACUCACAUUCGUGUUUCGUUGACGAUCUUGCUGUGACUUCGUCUUGCCUGCAUCGCUGUGAGCAAGCUACGUCUUAGUCCACAGCUGCUGCCCGCAUCGAUCGGCUCCAUUUGUGAUCAAUGGUCGUAGAGCGGCUUCGAGUGCGCUGCGUGGUCUGGACGUAGACCGCGCCCAGAGAUGCGUCAGUCGACUUACGACUGGACCUUGACGAGCAACGACCCAAGGCUCCCACAAUGCCCGAAACAUGUUCUUCUGGUUUUGCCUACACUCGUGACUAUGUCUCACACUCAUGUCGAGUCUGUCUUUGCAUAGAAGCGGCCAGCUGAGACCACCACCCCUGAGACGAGUCAAACAAUGUGAAGCUGCUGCUGCAUGGACUUCGAGCACAGCAGCAGCGCUGUGGGUAUAAUCGAUCGUGCAGCGGUGGGCUCAUAUCCGUCUCACCCAGGCUACCUCGCACGCGCGGAGAGGAGCAGAGCCGCGGGUGACGCUGCCUCUGC